Molecule: messenger RNA, 785 nt
Organism: Pseudo-nitzschia multistriata
Lineage: Eukaryota; Bacillariophyta; Bacillariophyceae; Bacillariales; Bacillariaceae
Source: the annotation of a GenBank genome assembly
ACACAACACGACAAGUUACGAUACGACACGGCGCGGCCCAAGCACUGCUGCUUCCCUACAGAGCACGAACCCCGACCCGAGAACGCAACGCAUCGAAACCCCACCCCCGCAAUGGACAAGUUUUCCCCCGCCCACGUCGGCGCGAACGAGCUCCCGGACGGCUUCACGCAGGUCAACCCGAACGGCGGGGGCGGUCCCGGAGGCAGCGAGGCCGACUUCAAGAAAGCGGCGAUCCAGGAGCAGAAGCAGAUGAUCCUGGAACAGGCCAUGGAUCUGCAGGCCCUGGCCCGGCUGGGGAGGAUCAGGCUGGUCAAGCCGGAAAAGGCCGCCGAGAUCGAGAACACGAUCGUCUCCAUGGCGAUGCAGGGCAAGCUCCCCGGGAAGAUCAACGAGGCGAAAUUGGUGGAGAUUCUCGAGCGGAAGAACCGACAGGACGCGAGGUCGUCGGAGGGUGCCUCCCACGGAAUCCAGAUCCAGAGGAAGCGAUACGCGCUGGACUCGGACGACGAGGAUGACGACGACGACGACAUUUGAUGCACGAUGCCUAGCGACAACUCCGUGUCCGUAUUGCACAGCCAUUCUGCCCGUGCAAACACAAGUCGCGGUACCGUCUGCCUGCUUGAAUCCCUGGCGGUCUACUUCGGAUUGUUGUUGUGCAAGCGUUCUUCGCUUCGGGCAGGAAAACAAGCAUCAAAUCCUGUUUUUGUCACUUCAACUAUCUCUCGUCACAAAACAAAAGGGAAAUAGGUACACACGACGAACGUUAAUUUAUAGAAAGGCAGAGA